GACGAUGAUUUCUGUUGCGGUCGAGCCUGAGGUGCAAGCCGCAUUGCCAUUGUCUCCAGUGCAAGCUACAGUCCUGCUUUGGACGAGCUGCAUGGGGUUGAUAUGCAGCAUGUUUGGCCAGCGAGUCAUUGUGACGCAUUCGUCAAGAAAAUGGGCAGUCAAGAUGAGGGAAUGGCAGCGAUAGGUUACAAGCGACCAAAUAGGAGAGCAAUCAAGAAACCAACCAAGAAACCCAACACCCGUGCCGCAGCCGUCCCUGGACACUCAUCAUUGUCUGCAUGGGAGCCAUUGCAGAGAGCUGUAAAGGCACAUUUGUCUGAACAUAUCGGGACUACUCCUGCAGUUUCGUCGGCUCACUUAUUUCGAGUCUGUCGGACCGCAGCACAUGAGCUCGGUCACUGUUUCGGACUUGACCAUUGUAUGUGGAGGGCAUGUGCUAUGCAAGGUACCACGUCUGUGGCGGAAGACAUGCGGCAACCGCCUUAUCUGUGUCCUGUUUGUGAGCGGAAAGUAGGUGAUGCCGUUGAUGGUGCUAGAGUUAAGGGCGAAGGCUCCAGUGGUAAGUUGGAAACGAGCAUAGAGAAGGAUGAUGGCUGGGAGACCAGAAUGGCAAAAUGGAGGAGAGGUCAACUGUUGGCGAUGAAACACUUCUGUAAGGGCCAAGGGAGCAGUUUUGCGCCAUUUGCAGCAUGGUGUGAGGCGAUGAUGGAGAUGAUGAAGUGAAUUGUUUUCAGAGAGGAAAGGAGGUGAGUUGAUGAGCGAGGUUUGAAGCAAGGGCAACUUGAACCUUACCGGUUGCAUGCACAACGUUCUCUGCACAACUCCAUUUCGACUUUUACCACAGUCUUUCUGAGAAAUGAGUCAAAAGCGAACCGCUCAUCGCAAUCUGAGAUAGCUGAACGAGCUUGAUCAAUCACCCGAAGACCGUCUCUUACGCCCCUUUGUCAGUCUUCUUCUACGUGUCUCUUA
Molecule: messenger RNA, 969 nt
Organism: Exophiala viscosa
Lineage: Eukaryota; Fungi; Ascomycota; Eurotiomycetes; Chaetothyriales; Herpotrichiellaceae
Exons: 1
Coding region: 103-723 (206 amino acids)
Biological process (GO): proteolysis
Molecular function (GO): metallopeptidase activity
Source: RefSeq, a predicted model, not a curated record